Molecule: messenger RNA, 3503 nt
Organism: Menidia menidia (Atlantic silverside)
Lineage: Eukaryota; Metazoa; Chordata; Actinopteri; Atheriniformes; Atherinopsidae
Source: the annotation of a GenBank genome assembly
CGGAAAUGACGUAAUGUUGUUAUUAUUCCAGGAAGAGGGCACGGGAAAGCACUGAACUGCGUCAACAAUUGUUUCUAUGAUAUACUGGGAUUUCAGCUGCUGUUCAACAUGGCAACCAGUUGCUGCUGAAUGAUUUAUGGCACAGUUCCAGGACGGAACUUUAUUGAGCGACAACAUGGAUACAUCAAACUUUGCCCACGUUAUCUUCCAGAAUGUGGGGAAAAGUUAUUUGCCCCACGCUGCACUGGAGUGUCACUAUACCCUGACACAGUUCAUCAAGCCUCAUCCAAAGGACUGGGUUGGCAUAUUUAAGGUCGGUUGGAGCACGGCGAGGGACUAUUACACAUUCUUGUGGUCGCCUCCCCCCGAGAACUAUGUGGAAGGCACGGCAGUCAACAGAACCGUGGUCUUUCAAGGAUAUUAUGUGCCCAAUGACGAUGGUGAGUUCUACCAGUUCUGUUACGUGACCCACAAAGGAGAGAUCCGCGGGGCGAGCACGCCCUUCCUAUUCCGCGCCAGCAGCCCCACAGAAGAUGAGCUGCUCACCGUUGAGGACGAAUGCAACUCUGACAUCCUGGUCGUCACCACCAAGGCUGGCUUCCUCGAGCAAAAGGUGGAAGAAGCCCAAAGAGAAAAAGACGAGCUCCUGAAAAAUAUGGCCCUCCUGCAACAGGAGAAGGAGCAGCUGGAAGCAGAGACAGAAAACCUUCAGAAGCAGUACGCACUAGAGAAGGAGAGCUGUGCCCAGCUGAGAAGAGAGAACCAAGACGUGCAGAAUUCCUCGCAGGCCGUGCAGGAGGAGAAAGAGGAGGUCAAGAGGAGACUGGAGGAGGCCACAGCCAGAAUUGUGCAGUUGGAGGAGGACCUGAUUGGAGUUACACAGAAGGGGCUUCAAAAAGAGACGGAGCUGGACAGCUUCAAAGAUAGAGUGAAGAAGCUUACAACCGAGAAGGAGGCUCUGGAAUCUCACAUCAAGAACGAGAAAGAUGAGAAGGAACUCUACAAGAUUCACCUGAAAAACCGGGAGCUGGAGAACACUAAACUGAGUGCAGAGCUGCAGAUGCUGAAGUCUGUGGAUGUAAACAAGGAAAACACCAUUGCCCAGUUCAAAGAGGAGGUGGGCCGGCUGCAGGCAUGCCUCACAGAGAAGGAGAAACAGUACCGAGAGAUCGUUGCCAAAAUGUCCCCCUUGGGAGACAUGAAGGCCCUGAAGGAGCAGCUGCGGCAGAAAGAGGAGCAGCUCCAGGCCAGCCAGCAGCAGUUGUCUUUGUUGGCCGCCGAGCUGAGGGACGCCUCCAGCACCCGGGACCGCACCAUGUCCGAGCUGUACCACAUGAAGCUGGAGGCCGAUGCCCUGCGUCAGGCCAAGGCUGAAGCGCAGGCCCAGUGCAUCCACCUGGAGCUGCUGGUCGAACAGAUGAAGGCAGAGGCUAAGAAGGAGGCCAAAGCAGCGGAGGAUGCUGCCACAGACACAGCUGUUGUGGCAGAGCUACAGAGAGAGGUGGAGGACCUAAAGCUGCGGCUGCACAUGGCAGCAGAACAUUACAAGGAGAAGUACAAGGAAUGUCAACGAAUGCAAAAACAAGUGCUAAAACUCUCCGAACAGCAAGGGGAGCUGAAGAGAAGCUCGGCCCCGGAGGCCUCCGUGGUUCCUGCAACAGGGAGUCCAGACACAUCAGUCCCAGGAAGUCCAGGUUCUGCUGAUCCCAUGUUGGAAGCCAUCAUCCAGGAGAAGCUGAAGGGGAUCAGCCGAGAAGCGUCUGACAGGAACGACAAGUACCGGAAAUGCAAGCAGAUGCUAAUGGAGGAAAAAGAGCGCAGCUGCAUGUUUGCUGAGGAGCUGGCGAAGAUGGAGGUGAAAUUUAAGGAGCAACUGAAGAGCAACGACAGUCUGAGAUUGCAGCUGGCAGCGGAAGAGGAUCGUUGUAAGAGCCAGGUUGCUGAGAAGGGACGGGAGCUGAAGGAGCUGAAGGACACACUCACGCUUGUUGUAAAGGAGAAGGAGAAACUUGAGGGGGAGAUUCAGAAGCUCAGCAGCAGGAAGGGUGAGCAGGGGGCCAGCGAGAAAACCAGUCUGGAAAACCUCCAGUCCAGCGUGCCUUUAUUCCUUCAGUACCCUGUCCCUUACACCCAGGACGCCCCCACCCCGCUGCUGGUCUCUCAGAGCCCCAGCAAGUUGCAAUUUGGGAACCCUUACUCCAUCUCCAACACAAAAGAUGAGACGGAGGAGGAGCUCUCUGAUGACCAGCCGCUCCGGCUGCCCCCCGUGGGCCCGCCCUCCUGGGACAGCAACGUGGUGUGCAUCCAGCCCACUCGCCACCACAGCCGGCCAGAAGGCCACGAGGACUCGGAGGAAAACAACAAUGUCAAUGCCAACGAACAGCCGGCAGCGACAGAAACCCGUAGCCCAUUUGUGAAUGAUGGACAAAAUGCCUUCUGCUUUGAUCCCAGCAUGGACAUGAAGCGAUGUCCGCUCUGCGAGGUCAUCUUCCCGCCCAACUACGACCAGAGCAAGUUCGAAGAGCACGUGGAGAGCCACUGGAAAAUCUGCCCCAUGUGCAGCGAGCAGUUCCCUCUGGACUGCGACCAGAAGGUGUUCGAGAACCACGUGCUCACCCACUUCGACGGCCAGCCGCUCGAGUUCGAUUAGAGAAACCAAGAAUCAGCACACCCAGUCUGCCAAUGUCCUGUCAACCACUGAAAUGAAUCAUUCUGCACUCUUUUUCUGCAUGUAAUGGUGUGAAGAUCCUCUGUUUAGGACUAAAAUUCUAUUUACUUUCUCACUUCAGCAUAGAGAAACAUUUAGGGGUGUAACUUUAAAAAAAAAUCUAAUUCAGUGUAUCGCAGGGCUACUUCAGUUUUAAAACCAAAAUGUUUUUCUUUCUUUUGGGUUUUUAUUUAGUUAAGGAUUUCUCUUAAAAGGUCUCAAAAUAAUUUUAAGGGUAAAGACUAUUUAUGUACACAUAUACUGGAUUUUAAAUGGCCUUGGUUCUCAUGGAUCUGUUAAGAUUAUAGGAUGUUAUGAAUCAGGGAAAGAGAUAAGUGUUUACUAAACCUACAUUUAAAACCUCCAAACAUCUUCACUGUCGAGUCAUUGGUUAAUCUUUACAGAAAGCAGCCAUGGUGCAUUAUAUGCAGUCUGGGAAAAUCUUCAACCAUUAUAUCCAUACAUGAUUAUACAGUAUAUCAUCAGAUCAUCUAUUUUAGAAGAAGUAAAACUAACAGUAUUGUGUCAGCCUUGAUUCUAUGUGUAUGAUGUAGGUUUGUUUUUCUUAGGUUUCCUUUUGUUUUUACUCCGAUUCUCUCCUGAUUCCUAAAAGUUUUCUCAUCUCUGUGCAUGCUGAGUUUCUCUUAAACCUUUUUCUUUUGUUCUUCUCUUUUAAGAUAUUAAGUUAUUUUAUUGAUGAAAAAAGGUUUCAUUAGUUUAGUGAGUCUCAUGUAUCUAAAAAGAUCUAAUAAAGUCUCUUUCAAACAGACUUGUGCCUGAAGAGAAUUAAUUCAGC